AUGUUUUCAAUUGUGUUUGACAGUCAACAUAAAAACACAGAACAAAUAUCAAAGUGGGUAUCUGAAGAAUGUCCAGAAGCUAUUUUAUUAAUCAAUAAAAGUGUGUCUUUUGACAACUUUGUAUUUUAUGGAGCAAAAUGGAACUUUGCUGGCGACGAUUCUUUUCAACUCGAUUCAACAAAAACAUUUGUAUUUUUAUCACAUCAACCACCUUAUAAUAUAAUGGAUAUGAUGUCAGUUGCGCCAUUCUCACCACCAACAUAUCAUGGUGGAUCACACCAAAUAUUGUCAUUUAUCACUAAAUAUAAACCAAAGUUGGUCUGUUUCGGACAUACACAUAACUGUUUUGGUGUUGUUAAGGACGAAACCACCACUUACGUAAAUGCAACAUUCGUAAACGAAUUAAGUAUUCCAAUUAAAGGUCCUGUGUUACUUCAAUACAUAAAUGGCGAAUUUACAAGAAAAGAGUACAAUGUGUUUAAAACAAUUUGA
Entamoeba invadens IP1 is the source of this 492-nucleotide messenger RNA. RefSeq lists its product as hypothetical. Lineage: Eukaryota; Evosea; Mastigamoebida; Endamoebidae. Bases 1 to 492 code for a protein of 163 amino acids. The transcript has 2 exons. The record is from RefSeq and is a predicted model, not a curated record. Gene Ontology annotation, molecular function: hydrolase activity.